Molecule: messenger RNA, 777 nt
Organism: Soboliphyme baturini
Lineage: Eukaryota; Metazoa; Nematoda; Enoplea; Dioctophymatida; Soboliphymatidae
Source: the annotation of a GenBank genome assembly
AUGGAUAAACCUAUGAUAUUGGUUAUCGAGUGCUUUCACUCAACACCCAGUGACGAACAGCGAGCUGUCUUGGAAAUCUUCAGACCUCAGAAUUCACCUAACUUGUCUUCUGAUUGCUGCCAGUGGCACAUCAAGACAAAGUAUUACGAAGCUGACGUCACCGUACUCAUUGUAGACGCUAAAACAGCACAAGAAACCGACAUCAGCUCCAUAGAGGCACUUGUUGUGUUGUUCGAUGAUUUCAAAUUUUUGGAACGGGCUAACUUCUGGCCGCGAAUGUUUUCCCUCAAUCCGGAAAUCAAGGUAUUGACAUGCGUUAGAGUUUGGGAUUGUGAACGAGAAGAUGUGUCGCGAUGGUGUCUCGAGCACGGUUUUGAUCUUGUGGAGACCGAUCCGAGCCCUGAGUACGUGGCCGAAGCCGAAGAAUUCAACGAGAAGAUCGGUAAAGGGCGAAUAAUUGAAAUAUUGCAGAAUGUUUUCUGUGAACAAGCUGACUCGAAAAAGUUCUCAAACGAUACGGCAUCGGUGCUCUCUAACGACUCGCAUUCGUCCUGUCCUGUAAAUCCUGAUGUCACUACAGACGGCCAUAGUGAAGGCGACGGUGCACGUGACGAAGAUACAUCGUCUGCUCUUGACUAUAUUUUGCAGAAUUUCCAAGAGAUACAACAGCAUGCAGAAAGCCUUCCCUGGGAGGAACGUCGUCUUUUUGCAGAAAGAACUGUGCUCAAACUGUGGGAAGAGAUUGGUACAGACGAUGAUAGUCCAGACGAAUGUUAA